Molecule: messenger RNA, 5906 nt
Organism: Ochotona curzoniae (black-lipped pika)
Lineage: Eukaryota; Metazoa; Chordata; Mammalia; Lagomorpha; Ochotonidae
Gene: HLCS
Product: holocarboxylase synthetase
Exons: 11
Coding region: 1-2610 (869 amino acids)
Biological process (GO): protein modification process
Cellular component (GO): cytoplasm
Molecular function (GO): biotin--[biotin carboxyl-carrier protein] ligase activity
Source: RefSeq, a predicted model, not a curated record
AUGCUCAUCACGCUGUGCUACCUGUACCUGUGGGCGCGCUGGGGGCGCCGGCCGGCCGAGCUGGUGCGCGCCACGGUGCGGCGGCUGCGCGCCUCGCGCUGCUCCUUCACCUUCUGCGGCGCCGCCGCGCAGCCCCGCGACGCCCGCGUGUGCCUGAGGCGCGGCGGCCGCGUCUUCUGCGUCGCCGAGGGCCAGUCGGUGGAGGACUUGAACACAUGGGCCCUGCUUAUCGUCUCUCCCUUUCUCCUCGAGUCAGAGCACGUAGCGUUUGUGACCGAGAGCAUCAGCGUGCAGAGGCCGCCUUCCUCGGCAGAAACAGUUGUCAGGUGGUCGGAUUGCUGCUUGCCCCUGGCCUGCCGCCCCGGAGAGCCUUACCAGCUCAUGGCUGAAGCGAGCGUGGACAACUUCAGCAAGCUGGGCGUGGCGUUCAUGGAAGAUCGGCUGCAGAUGGACGACGGCCUGGUGCCCCAGAAGAUCGUCUCUGUGCACUUGAGAGACUCCACACUGAAGGAACUCAAGGACAACGCCUUCAAUGAAGAGGCCCAGCUGCUGCAGCCAAGCCCCGAACCCUCUCCCGAGAUGGAGCCCGCGGAGGGAGUGACAGAGCCCACUGGCAACAAGGACUCGAGUGAGAGCUUCCCUGCACAGAGGAGGAACAGCACCCCCAGGAGUGAGCCUGCCUCGGGGGAGAGCGAGGCAGCGGGGGGCUGCACCCAUCACUGUCACCUCCACCUGUCUAGCUGCCACGAGUGCUUGGAGCUGGAGAGCAGCACCAUCGAGUCCAUCAAGUUUGCCUCCUCAGAGGACAUUCCGGACCUUCCCUACGAUGCCAGCAGCAGUGCUGAGGGCGCCACUGCUGAGCCCUCCACUGCAAAGGCAGGCAGGAGGGUCAACGUGACGGGGAAGGCCCCCAACAUCCUUCUCUACGUGGGCUCUGACUCCCAGGAGGCCCUCAGUCGGCUGCAGCAGGUGCGCUGCGUGCUGGCUGACUGCGUGGACCCCGACAGCUACACGCUGUACCAUCUGUUAGAGGAGAGUGCCCGCAGGGACCCAUGGCUGGAUAACUGUGUCUUGUUGGUCGUGGCCACACAGGAGGCCAUCCCCCAGGACCUGUCCCAGAAGUUCCUGGCCUAUCUUUCCCAGGGAGGGAAGGUGCUGGGUCUGUGUUCCACCUUCACGCUUGGUGGUUUGGAGGUGACCAGCAAGGGCACGCCGCGGGGGACGGUGCAGAAGCUGGUAUUCUCCAAGGCCGAUGGCAGCCAGGUGCGGCUCAGCGUCCUGAGCAGUGGCCAUGUGUAUGAGGUCCAUGCCGAGGAGCGGCUGAGCCCUGGCCUGCUCCGGGGCCACCUGCAGGAUGCAGAUGAGGACCGCUUGAUCGUGCAAGUGCCUUUUGGAACCUGCGGAGGAGAAGCGGUUCUUUGUCAGGUGCACUUAGAACUGCCCCCAAGCUCUUCCUUGGUGCAAACUCCAGAAGAUUUCAAUGUGCUCAAGUCAAGCAACAGUUCACGGUACGAAGUCCUGAGAGAGAUUCUGACGACCCUGGGCCUCAGCUGUGACGGGAAGCAAGCACCUGCCUUAACUCCUGCGUACCUUCUGCCCGCUGCCCAGGAAAUCCGGGCUCCUCUGAUGAAGUGGCUCGAGCGGUGCGUGGAUCCUGACGGAGUAAUCAAGUCCAGCAAGGUCUCCCUUAAGUUCGUUUCAUCCUGUGCACCUGACAUGGAGAUAUCCCCAUCUUCCAUACCCGUGGUCACUGACGCGGAGGCCUUCUCGUCAGAACAUUUUGACCUGGAAGUCUACCGGGAACACCUGCAGACUCGGCAGCUCGGAAGGACGGUGCUGUUCGCCGAAGUGACCCCGACGACCAUGAGCCUGCUGGACGGGUUGAUGUUCGCGAUGCCCCAGGAGCUGGGUUUAAUAGCCAUCGCAGCCCGGCAAACCCAGGGCAGAGGGCGGGGACAGAAUGCCUGGCUGAGCCCGGUGGGGUGCGCCCUCUGCACGCUGCUGCUCUCCAUCCCGCUGAGGUCCCUGCUGGGCCAGAGGAUCCCGUUCGUGCAGCACCUGAUGUCGCUGGCUGUGGUGGAGGCCGUCAGGACCAUGCCCGAGUACCAGGAUAUCAACCUGCGAGUGAAGUGGCCCAACGACAUUUACUACAGUGACCUCAUGAAGAUCGGCGGAGUUCUGGUUAACUCAGUGCUCCUGGGAGAAACGUUCUAUAUCCUCAUUGGCUGUGGGUUUAAUGUCACGAACAGCAACCCCACCAUAUGCAUCAACGACCUCGUGGCCGAGUACAACAGGCAGCACCAGGCAGCGCUGAAGCCCUUACGAGCCGACGUGCUCAUCGCCAGAGCCGUGACGGCGCUGGAGACGCUGGUGGACACGUUCCAGGCCCAGGGGCCCGGCGGCGUGCUUCCUGUCUAUUACAAAUACUGGGUGCACAGUGGCCAGCAGGUGCGUCUUGGAAGCGCCGAGGGACCUGAGGUUUCCAUCGUGGGCCUGGAUGACUCUGGCUUCCUCCAGGUGCUCAGGGAGGACGGAGAGGUGGUGACUGUGCACCCCGACGGCAACUCCUUUGACAUGCUGCGGAACCUCCUCGUGCCCAAAGGCCAGUAGCCAUGGGGACUGGAGCCCCAUCGUCCCCAGCGCUGGCCGCGCGGACCAGGCAUCCUCCCUCACUGGUGCAUGAGCCGAGAAGCUCCAACACAACGCAAGUGUGCUGCUCGCCUCAGUGAACCCGGAAAGCUAAUUCGGAUGGAUUUGUUUACUUUAGUUUUGUUUUUAACCCUCCAAUUUCUUUGUGGACUCCGGAGCUUUUUUUUUCUUUUUACUCUUAUGUGUCCUUCGGAUUGUUGUGAGUUGCCAUCGGUGUGGAUGUUUGCAGAUGCUUGCAGAUGUAGAGUUGACAAAUGAAGAUCCCACGUGGGUGGAGACCCCCCAACUUUCCCAGCCCAAGCCUGUGCUUAGGGUCGGACAGGGGUUUCCCAGGAGUGGAGACUGACUGCUACAUCACUAAGAAAUAGUCACGAAACCGCUCAUGGGUGCAGACCACUGGUGAGAGAGGGGUGGAGGCUCCCUGUGGUUCAGCUUCUAGAGACAGGCUACUGUCCUAACGCACAUGUAGGGAUGCGUAAUGGGUGUUACUGUGGCAAGCAGGGGAAGCAAGAGGCCAGGCCUCUAGGACCUCCCCUCUGCCCAACACUGCAGUCCCUGGACACCUGCAGUGAGCAACCAUGGCAGUGACCGUGCAGAGGAACUCAGCUGACCUCUCAGGCCCUAUGCUGUGAGUGCUGCUUGGCCAAUGUGCACAUUCACUGUGUGUUCCGUAGCACUGGACUCAGGGGCAUGGGCCUGAGUGCACUAACGGGGCGCCAUGUGCCCGGUCAGAGGUGGGGGCCAUGCUGGCGAAGGCUGGCUCUCCUGUCCACACACUGGGCUGCUGGGAGCUUCCAGGUUCACGCUCCCUCCAACACGUGGGGCUUCCCAGCCAGGCGGUCCAACACCCAAAAGGUUUAACACCCAGAAGGUGCGAUCCUUAGCAUUUGAUUUGCAAGCAUUUUUUUUUUUUUGCCUUGCUUUUCCCUACACGGCAAAGAAAGAAAAAUGAUGUUUGCACCAAACAUCUUCUGUGUGGAGGAGGGUUGUGUGUGUAAACUCCUCUGUGUAUGCGUGUGUGUGUAGCUUUAAGCGAUGACGUUCAAAUUCUGAUGCUCUACAAGUCUCCCUGGCAGAACAAAGGAAGCAAGCCUUUGAUAACCAUUUGCAGUUUCCAGAUGUUCCCCACGUUUCCUCCACGCAGCUCCUAUCUCCGUUGAACUUGAGAGUCGGCCCGUUACUUUGCAGCCUUAAAAGGCCAGUUUUUUUGUUUUUUGUUUGUCUGUUUUGUCCACUCCCCUGCCUUCCUGCCAACCCCAAUCCUGAAGUGAGUGCAAAGAAAGCUUGACAGAGGCACGCUCAGCUUUGAACAAAAUCCCCUCAUUGUAAACCAGCACCAUCUUUAUCCGGGUCUUAGCCAGCCUGGCCGGUUCCAGAAACUUGUGGUUUGCAAUAUAAAAUCUGUCUACCUUCCACCAGCCCCAUAGGAAGGAAGGAAAAAACACAGCAUAAGAGGUACACCAAACCAACCUGCAUUCCUUGGAAAUGUAUCUUCAGAAGCACUUCAGCAAGUAGGACUUCGGUCGGAAUAUUUCUCCCCCCAAAAUGAAAGUCAGUCACUCUCUCCUAAACACCCUCUUUCAGAAUGAGGACCAAGUUUAAAUAAAAGUCCCCCGACAAAAGAAAUGGCGCCAGGGGCUCACCCAGAGAGGGCGGCUGUGGGACACCACAGGGGCCGAGAUCUCCAGGCUAAGGGCGUGGGUUUCGGUCCUCAGACUGUCACAACACGAGGCGAGUCAUCCCUGGGAGCUGCCACCGUGACUUGAGUUUGUGCGGGAGAAGGAUUCAUUGAGAACCAUGCGUGGCUUUGCUUUUAAGCUCAAGUUCUAUUCUGGACAGUUCUGCUUGAUGGAGGGGAAAUGUUAUCAUUUCAUUUCCUUUUUGUCAGUGAAGACUAAUGAAGUGCAGCGGCAUCGGGACACAGGCACUGCGCCAGGCCUCUGCGGGGUGGCAGGGCACCCCCGACGCGCAGGGGACAGAGCAGAAGCAGAUGUCCUGGUGCCCACGAACCAGACCCUGGGCAUCCUGCUCUGCUGGGACCGACUGAAGCCAGGCCCUUUCCUGACCACUUGGGGAAACUCACCUACCUGCUACCCACCCCCAACACUGCCCCACCACCACCACUGCAACUGAAGGCGGGGAUGCCCCCACCAAGUCCCUGCCAUCUGGGGUCUUAUGGAGCUUGAAUGUCUUAACAAAAACCCGGAGCAUUCCAAUUCUCUGAAAUGUGACCGCUUCUCUGGGGACCUGUGUAGCCAUCCAAAACCCUGGCUGGAAGUGGCAUGCUGCCAUCUGCCCCCACCGCCAAGCUCUGUAAAAGAGAAGGUGCCUUUCCUUGCUGGGCUGGGGCUGGCUCGCUCCAGGGGGGAACUCAUAGAAAGUGCCCCCCUCCUCACUGGCCACAGUGACAGUGGGGCACUUCUGAAGCAGUUUUAGGGGUCUGCCAUGGGGCACGGUAAGGGGAUGAAGUAAGGAUUUGUAUCUUCUGCAACCCUCGUGGUGGGUUUUUCACGCAGCACCUGCAUUUAGGGACACAGGCGCAGAUGAGGGUGGAGGCUCCAGGAAGGGAUGGGAGAAUCAUUCCUUGCCCCCAUGGACACCCCCAACCCUAGUGGGGUACAUGGAAUGCAAAGGUGUGUACACGCCCCUCUGUCUGGGAGUUGUAACUCCCAGUGGUUACUAUGCAGUUUGAAAUACCAGGAAGUGUAACCCUUUUUACAUGAUCAGUUUUUUUUUUUUUUCUAAAAAGUCAUCUUGGGAUGGAGGAGGGGAAACUCACUUUGAACCAAUGCCUUUAAAAAAGCAAGUCAGCUGAAUAAACUUGACCAUGUUCUCCGGCGUGAGCUCCUUGGUGGAUGAACCACGAGUGUCACUGGUGAAAAACAUGCGACUCACGGUUCGGGGUUACAGCAUUUUUUAAUUCAUAUUUAAACAUAUUUUUACAAAAUAAAUAUUGUCUUACAUAGUCAGGAAUACGUAUUUCUGAGUACUGAAGAGCUGGUGUUUAUCUUUGAUGUACUUUCAACAAAGGUAGUAAGCAUCUUACAAAAGAGAAAUUGUAUUACUCCAAAGGAUGGAAAAUUAGCAAAAAGCUUUUAAAAAAUUCCUUUUCAAGGAGGUCAAAAAUAAAUUUGAUCUAAUAGCCUUGAGAUUCUGUUCUUUUACGGUGUUUGAGUUUGUGGAAACUUUUUUCUUUCUCCCAAAAAGCGUGUUGUAAGUUGGGGUAGAGCUGGGAGAAGGCAUUCUGGAUAAACCCU